UCACAAAGCACUUUGCUCCCUGUCAAUAUUAUAUUUUGGAUGGGAUGACUGCUGCACAGAACCAUGAGUCGCAACUCUGGGGAACGAGAACCACUUCUGGGGGACCAGUCCAGAAGGAGAACAAACUCCAACUAUUCUGGGGAGCGCAGUCAGAGUAUCAGUGCACCGGAGACGUCACGGGAGGAGGAGGAGGAGAGUAUGGGGUUUACUGUGUUAGUCAAGAAGACGGCCAAAAAGCAGCUUAAUGACUGCUGCAGCAAGGAUAACCUGAAAACCAAACUUCCUAUCACUAAAUGGCUUCCACAAUACAGUCUACGCCAUUUACAAUGUGACGUGAUCGCUGGCUUGACUGUAGGACUGACAGUUAUUCCUCAGGGAUUGGCUUACGCUAAAAUUGCAAAUCUUCAACCUCAGUAUGGUCUGUACUCUGCAUUCAUGGGUUGCUUUGUAUACUGUUUCUUUGGGACUGCCAAGGACAUCACUCUCGGACCCACGGCCAUCAUGUCACUAAUGACAGCCACCUUUGCUACUUCACCGAUUGAGAAUGACCCGACUUACGCCAUCGUCCUCUGUCUCAUUACUGGCUGUGUCCAGCUUCUUCUAGGUCUCUUUAAUCUAGGAAUACUAGUUAACUUCAUUUCAUACCCAGUGAUCAAUGCAUUCACUUCUGCUGCAGCUAUUACCAUUGGUUUUGGUCAAGUUAAGGGGAUUUUAGGUUUAAACCAUAUUCCAAGAGAUUUUCCAGAAAUGGUUUAUGAGACAUGCAAAAAGAUUCCUGAGACCAAUGUCUGGGACAUGACCAUGGGACUGGUUUCCCUCGUUUUGCUUUAUUUGCUCAAGAGAAUGCGAAACAUUGACUGGAAGGAUGACCCAGAUGGGCCUGGACCAAAUCGAUGUGUAGCCAUCUGUCGCUACAUUAUAUGGAUCAUUGGCACUGCAUCCAAUGCCAUUGUUGUGAUCUCAGCCUCUGGUGUAGCAGCCAUUUUGAUCAGUCAAGGGAAGAACAACACACUCUCUAUCACAGGCAAUAUAAAGCCGGGAUUACCUGACUUCAAGCCACCAGACUUCUCGUACAGUAAAGAUAACAUUACCUUUUCAACUAAUGAUGUAUUCUCAGAUAUUGGUGCUGGGUUUGGAAUAGUUCCAUUGCUUGGAUUGGUAGAACUUAUAGCCAUAGGAAAAGCAUUUGCACGACAGAAUAAUUAUAAAAUAUUUCCUAGUCAGGAGCUCAUUGCAAUAGGUUUAGCCAACAUUAUAAGCUCUUUUGUUGGGUCUUACCCAGUGACUGGCAGCUUCUCAAGAACAGCUGUAAAUUCACAAAGUGGGGUAAAAACUCCAGCAUCAGGGAUAUUUACAGGUGUCUUGAUUGUACUGGCUCUGUACACUUUAACUCCACUGUUUUACUACAUUCCUAAGUCUGCCUUGUCUGCUGUGAUAAUAUUUUCUGUGAUACAAAUGGUGGAUGUGAGUGUUGUUAAAAAGCUCUGGAAAGUCAAUAAAAUUGACUUAAUUCCAUUAUUUAUUACAUUUCUGUCCUGCCUGGGUGUAGGGAUGGAGUAUGGUAUAUUGAUUGGUAUAGGAGUUUCUUUAAUCAUUCUUCUGUAUCCAUCUGCAAGGCCAAAAAUAAGGGUAGAAUAUGGUGAUGUUAGAGUCCUGAGGAUUGAUCAGGGCAUACUGUUCCCUUCUGUGGAAUAUUUACAGGAGCGCCUUAUUGAAGAAAACGAAGAGGGAAAGAAAAACCAUUCUAUAGUAUUGGACUGUAGUUGUGUGUCUGCUCUGGAUUAUACGUCAAUACAGGGCAUUACAGAGUUAAUUAUAGAUUUCAAGAGAAGAGAUGCCAAACUAGUGUUUGCAGGAUUCCCUAAAAAAGUACUGGAACAUAUACAGAGGGCAAAUAUCCCAGAAUUGCUAGUGAGUUCCACAGUUCAGGAGGGAUGCAAGCUUAUACAAGAACAAUUAACUCCAGAAUUUCCAGCAGUACAACAUACUAAAGUAGAAUUCAGUUCUCAUCUUUGAUAGCUCAUCAAUUCUCAUCAAUACUUCUUACAAAUACCCACAACUGUUUGUAUAAAUUAAUGUUUUGAUAUACAGACUUUAGAACUUGUUUACUGUCAACAUUUUUAAACAGCUUAUGUGUACUUACAUGUAACAUUCAUUUUGACUUAGUUAUUAAUCACUGAUAUAAAAAAAAAUGUGCCAAUGCCAUAUUUAUUUUAAUGUUCAUGUAAUUUUUAAACAGCAUAAGUGAACUUACAUGUUAAAUGCAUUUUGACCAAGUUAUAAGUCACUGAUACAAAAAAAAAAAAAAAUGUACCAAUGCCAUAUUUAUUUUAAUGUUUGUGUAAUGUUAAUUUUUUCAUUUAUUUACAAGGCACAUAUAUGGUUCAAACUAAUAUUGUAUGGGGGUACUUUAAUGACUGAUAAAUGUUUUCUUUAUUAUUCAGAUUUACCAUAUUGGUCUUAAAAAUUUUCAGCAAGUCUGAAAAUUUGUAAGUCAAUACAUUGAAUUGUUCUGCAGACUGAUAUUAAAAAUUUUGUUUACAUAAAUAUUGUUUCAGUGCACCUAACUAUUACUGACUGUUAACUAUCUGAUAUAUACUGAUUUUUAUAGAACCAAUAAGCACUUUAACCCUUUAGUAUGCCUGUGUAAAUUGAUUUGUUUUGUUUAUAUUUAACCAAGUCGGCUCAAACUUCAUUAUCACAAAUAUUUACAAUGCUUUUUUUAUUUUACCUGGUACUUAACGGAGAACAAAAUGAGAACAUUUCGAAUCUUGUUUUGAUGUAGAGUAAUUACUUAGAUGCUGUGCAUCAGACUCUCAGGGGAAGUAAGUGUGUAAUGAAUUGAUUGUAAGGAAAUGUCCAUGUCAUAUAUUUUCUUGAAAUGUAUAAUCAACUGUACUUUGCCCAGGAAAAAUGAAUGAUUUGUGCUAUAUAAGAAUCCUAUUUAGACAUAGUAAUGAUUUAUAUAAGUGAUACUAUACAUUUAUUGACUGGGUUCGAGGGCGACAUACCUUUUUUCAGACCAAAGAAUCACAGUUUGGUUUGAGAGGUUGACAAAACACAUUUUGCCCAAAAACACAGUCAAUAAAUGUUUUGUUAUAUCUUUUUACUUUUUAUUUUGACAUAUCUUCUUCUGGCUUCCAUGUUGUAAAUUUCAUUUACCCGCACUGCAGUUUAAAGUCGGUCAAGUUCUGUCAAACUCCAACGAAUGCAAAUAAGAUACAUGUAUAGCCGAUCCCGCCCACAGUAUGACAUAACCAAUAUCUCAUUGACAGGUCCAAUAUCUCACUCAUCAGUCAAACAUCGAUUUUUUUAAUGACCGAUCAGUAAAACAUUGGAAAUGUUAGAAUUUUUUUUAGCAUAGAUUCAUAUAGGAAACUACUUUUAAAGGUAUAAGAAUUCAUCUUGUCAAACUUCUUUUUAAUAUUUGACCAACAGAACAUUUAAUGUUCAAGUGCAAUCUAGGCUGAAAUGUAUAUGUGCAAUAUAAUACCUGUGUGUACAAUGUAAAUUCAUAUCAACUUAUUAAAGUUUUAAUUUGAUAAGAAAAUUCUUUUGAUGAAUGUAAUCAGUAGGUAAUAUGUAUGUAUUCUUAUGUAAUAAUGAUAUAUUUUGUUUAUUGUGGGUUGUAAAUCAUUUUGAUA
This is a messenger RNA of Saccostrea echinata, 3644 nucleotides long. Its product is annotated as sodium-independent sulfate anion transporter-like. The record is from RefSeq and is a predicted model, not a curated record. The coding region runs from base 64 to 2016 and encodes 650 amino acids. Gene Ontology annotation, cellular component: membrane. Gene Ontology annotation, biological process: transmembrane transport. The transcript is spliced from 21 exons. Lineage: Eukaryota; Metazoa; Mollusca; Bivalvia; Ostreida; Ostreidae. Gene Ontology annotation, molecular function: sulfate transmembrane transporter activity.